Microthlaspi erraticum is the source of this 2433-nucleotide messenger RNA. The record is from the annotation of a GenBank genome assembly. NCBI's taxonomy places the organism in Eukaryota, Viridiplantae, Streptophyta, Magnoliopsida, Brassicales, Brassicaceae.
AUGGGAGAGACUCGAGAUGAUGCUGGGCCAUCAGAGGAAGGACCUUCCUCUGAGAACUGGUGGCCUUCAGAAUUUGUUGAGAGAUUUGGUUCUGUUUAUCUAGGAUCACAAGAAGAGGCCUCUAGUAAUAACAACUCGCCCAGAAAUCUUGGGCAGGAUGGGCUGCCAUCUAAUAGUGCGUCAAAUAUUCUUUGGAGCACUGGUUCGCUUUCUGAGCCGAUCCCAAAUGGCUUCUAUUCUGUGAUUCCGGAUAAUAGAUUGAAACAGCUAUUUAAUAGCAUUCCUACAUUGGACGAUCUUCAUGCUCUGGGUGACGAAGGUCUAAAGGCGGAUGUUAUUCUCGUAGAUUUUCAGAAAGACAAAAAGCUUUUCAGGCAAAAGCAGUUGAUUACAAAACUUGUCAGUGGACUGAACUCAAAGCCGGCUACUAUCAUUAAGAAAAUUGCUGGACUGGUGGCAGAUGUUUAUAAGCAAUCAACUCUGCAGAGCCCGGCAAAAACUACGCAAUCACUUGAAAACUGUGGUAUUCAACUACUAGGACAGAUCAAGCACGGUUCUUGUCGUCCUCGAGCACUUCUGUUUAAAGUGUUAGCUGAUACCGUUGGUCUUCAAAGUAGGCUUGUAGUGGGUUUGCCAAGUGAUGGAGCUGCUGAGAGUGUGGACUCAUACAGUCAUAUUUCUGUUACGGUUCUGCUAAAUUCUGUGGAAAUGCUGGUAGAUCUAAUGCGAUUUCCUGGUCAGCUGAUUCCUUUAUCAACCAAGGCAAUUUUUAUGAGUCAUGUCUCAGCCGCAGGGGAAAGUGAUUCUGCAGAGAAUGACUCUUGCGAUUCACCUUUGGAGCCAAACAGUCCCAUGUUUGGUUAUCCAGAGCGAACUGACCACGAAAAUGCAGAAAAAGAUGAGAACCUUCUGUUGCAUAGGAAACUGGAAGGGGCUCCAAAUAUUUCUGGUCCACCAUCAAGGAAUAUGCUGUUACGAUCUACCUCCGCGCUAGAGAGAAAAUUAAGCUUCUCACAGAGCGAGUCAAACAUGGCUAAUGAGUUUUGGCGGCAGAACCGGAGAAAGGUCAUUGCUGAUCAGAGGACAGCUGGUUCGAGUCCUGAGAAUCUUUCCUUCCGAACACGUACAAGGUCCAUGCUAAGUGGCGAUGCGAACUUGGCACGAGAUUUCACUGGUGAUGUUUCCACAUCAAGCAGCAAAUCUGUUGGAGGAGCGAAAUUGGAAACAAAGAGAAUAAGGAGGAGAAGCAUUAGUAUAACUCCUGAGAUUGGCGAUGAUAUUGUCAGGGCAGUACGAGCGAUGAAUGAAGCCUUGAAGCAGAAUCGCCUCUCAAAAGAGCAAUGUGAUGACGGUUCCUCUCCUAAUUCUCCAAAUGACAAAACCGAGGGCCCUCAUCUCGAGAAAAAUGUCUCUGGUUUCCAUCUUGAUGCUCAUGAUCAAGUUUCUGGUGGAAGGUCGACACUUUCCAGAGAACCACUAGAUCCACAGAAAGCAAUCUCACUACCGUCUUCUCCCCAGAACUACCGAAGCGAAUCAUAUGAACGGAGUGGAUCCUCACGUCAGAAUAUAAGCCACAUCUGGGAUAAAGUAUUGGGAUCUCCCAUGUUCCAGAAUAAGCCAUUGCUACCGUAUGAAGAAUGGAACAUCGACUUCUCCGAGUUGACGGUUGGGACUCGUGUCGGGAUUGGAUUUUUCGGAGAAGUCUUUCGUGGGAUCUGGAAUGGAACAGACGUCGCGAUCAAAGUGUUCCUUGAGCAAGACCUUACAGCUGAGAACAUGGAAGAUUUCUGCAAUGAGAUAUCCAUUCUUAGCCGGCUUAGACAUCCCAACGUGAUACUGUUCCUUGGAGCAUGCACAAAGCCUCCACGGUUAUCGCUGAUCACUGAGUACAUGGAAAUGGGAUCUUUGUAUUAUAUGCUCCAUUCGAGUGGACAAAAGAAGAAGUUAAGCUGGCGGAGGAAGCUAAAAAUGCUGCGUGACAUUUGCAGGGGGUUGAUGUGCAUACACCGGAUGGGGAUAGUACACCGUGAUAUAAAGAGCGCAAACUGUCUAUUGAGCAACAAAUGGACAGUGAAGAUAUGCGAUUUUGGGCUGUCGAGGAUAAUGACAGGCACGACGAUGAGAGACGCAGUCUCUGCAGGAACUCCAGAGUGGAUGGCUCCUGAGCUUAUCCGCAAUGAACCCUUCUCAGAAAAGUGUGAUAUCUUCAGCUUAGGUGUAAUUAUGUGGGAACUCUGCACUUUAACCAGACCUUGGGAAGGAGUACCACCUGAACGGGUUGUUUAUGCGAUUGCUUACGAGGGAGCUCGGCUUGAGAUUCCUGAAGGGCCACUGGGAAAGCUUAUUGCAGAUUGUUGGACAGAACCGGAACAAAGACCGAGCUGCAAUGAGAUACUUUCUCGUUUGCUAGAUUGCGAGUAUUCGCUUUGCUAA